Messenger RNA from Stegodyphus dumicola, 603 nucleotides. RefSeq lists its product as uncharacterized. Gene Ontology annotation, cellular component: site of double-strand break; nucleus. Gene Ontology annotation, biological process: double-strand break repair. The record is from RefSeq and is a predicted model, not a curated record. Lineage: Eukaryota; Metazoa; Arthropoda; Arachnida; Araneae; Eresidae. Gene Ontology annotation, molecular function: DNA-(apurinic or apyrimidinic site) endonuclease activity; protein binding; 3'-5' exonuclease activity.
CUUGCAGCAAAGCGUUUUUGUUUACGUUGCUAAUGGUGUGUUAAUCAUUUCUAGGCUUAAGGAAUUUCAAUGAUAUUAAAAAAACAUUAACGGUAGGAUGUAAAAACAUCAUCCACAAUUUCGUAAUCACAAUGUCGAAAAUAACUCUGAAGCCUUUGGACGAUGGACAGAAGGCCGUUGAGAUACCUGUGGGCAAGACGACCAUUGGGCGAGGACCUUUCCUCGGCUGCAGUGAUAAAAAAGUUUCAAGAAAUCAUGCAGUUUUAGAAGUCACAAGCAAAGGAGAAGUAUUUUUAACUCCUACUCAUGUGAAUCCUUGUUUUUUCCAACCAACUGCUGAUAGUCCUGGUCAGAUUCUGAAAAAAGAUGUUCCUCAUAGGCUAGUAAAUGGGGAUUCUUUUUCACUGUUACCUAGAGCAUUUCGAUACCAGCUAAUUGUAGCUGGAGAUUCAAAUGAAGACAAAAGUGUUGAUCAGAAUGACUUAAAUAAGCAGCCGUCUGAAAAAACCAAUGGCUCAAAUGGGGAAGAAGCAGAAGUCUUGCUAAAUGAUGGUCCUAAAGAUCAAAUAAAAGGCAUCUCAAGCGAAGAGCUCAAUGACACAA